GGUCCCAGCGAGUGCUGAGCUGGAAGGACGGGCAGCGAAAGGCAGAACCGAACCCAAGGGUACAUCAGCAAGAUCUGAGAGUACAUUCACAGCUGAAGACACAACAAGGCCCAAGGACACUGAGGCGACUAGGAAUGCAGUGAGGCAUGAAGAUGCAGCAGGAGCCCAGCAUGAGAGAACAGAGAGGCCUGAACGUACACUGACAACUAAGGACUCAUCAAGAGAUGAGGGGAAACAAGCAGUUAAGGUCAUAGCCAGACUGAUGACUGCAGACCAGACAAAACCUAAAGAAACAUCAACAAUUACGGUCACUAAAAGACCCAAGGAUACAGUGAUAACUAAGGAUGAAACAAGACCUGAGGAUAUGCUGACAACUAAAGGUGCAACAGGCCCAGAAGAUGCACUGGAAUCUAAGAGUACUCUGGGUCCCAAAGAUGCACUGGAAUCUAAGAGUACUCUGGGUCCCAAAGAUGCACUGGAAUCUAAGAGUACUCCAAGUCCUGAAGAUGUACUGGAAUGUAAGAGUACUCUGGGUCCCGAAGAUGCACUGGAAUCUAAGAGUACUCCAGGAGCUAAGGUCGAAAAGAGACAUGAGACCAAGCUGUAUCGAGCCAGGGCUCAGCUGAAGGACUUCAGGAGCAGAGUGGAGGUUGUUCAGCACCAAUCCGAUCAUCCAAGCAGUAUUCCCUGUGACGCUUGGCACCUUCCAGGCGGCAGUGAGCAGACCCAGCAAGGAGCACGUCCCAUGCCCGCUGGUAUUCCACAGGGCCCCCUUGGCUCUCAGGUCUGUCGAGUAAUCGUCAGGACGGACUGUGUGGAACGGCAGCAGAUGGCAGAGCGCACUGUCAUUGAGGCAGUCCCACAGGGCUCUGAGAACAUCACACCGCCGAUGGACCCACGAGAUGUCCAUUCCGUCACAGAGACUGUCCCACAAAAAGUGCAGUUAACUGAGCAAAGUGUCACACAGAAGGUGCUGUCCACUGAACAGGAAGUCGGCCUUCAGUCCACUAAACAGGAAGUCGGCCUUCAGUCCACUGAACAGGAAGUCGGCCUUCAGUCCACUGAACAGGAAGUCGGCCUUCAGUCCACUGAACAGGAAGUCAGCCUUCAGUCUACUAAACGGGAAGUUGUCCCAAGGGGACCAGAGUUAGCUAAACAAGAUGAUGUCCCAGAAGAUGUCCUGGUAGCCAAGCAAAGCCUCACAUGGGUAGUGCUGUCUGCUGAACAGGAAGUCAGCCUUCAGUCCACUGAACAGGAAGUCGGCCUUCGGUCCACUGAACAGAGAACUAUUCCAUGGGAAGUUGAGUUACCCAAACAAGUGUCAGUCUCAGAAAAAGUUCAGUUGAGCAGACGGGAAGCUGUCCAACCAGAAUUGUCCUCCUUCAGACAGAGAGUUGUUCCACAGGAAGUUCAGUCCUCUGCAAAAGAAGUCAUGGAACGGUACCAAAGCUCCAGGAGCUCCUUCCAGGCCCAGCUGGACUUCAAUGACCAGAGGCUCCAAAGUCUGUUCCUCAGCAGCCCUGUGACCAGCGCCGGCCGGCAGAGUCUCCUCCUCCAGCUGCAGGCUCUGAAACAGGACACAGAGGCCCUGUGGUUCGAGUAUGAACUCCAGUCCUCCCAGUGCUCCCAGCUUAAUACCGCGAUGUACAGUGUGGAAGAGGAUUGGACUGAGCCGAUUCAGCAGUGGAGAGGACAGCAGAUCAGAAUCCAGAGGAGGAUGGAGUCACUGAGCUUGGCUGCCGGGCUGAUCGAGCCCACAGAAAAGCAGAUGGCCCUGAUCUCUGAGCGACUGGACGUCUUCAUGGGGGAACCCUGGGAAAUGUCCUCUUUCACCUGGAUGGACCUACAGAAGGAGAUUAAGGAACUAGAGGAAAAUAUUCGGCACCAGAUGGACCGCCUGCUGACCCUGGACAAUGAGGAGGGCCCGGUUCUGGGCCAGCUGGACCCGACUGACCGGCAAGCCCUAAGCCACUUGUCUGAGGAGUGCAGGCAGAGACUGGGCCGGCUGAGAGGGCAGCUGGGCCAGGUGGAUGUAGCCGGCCAGGCCCUGCACCACUUUCUCCAGUCCCUGCAGAGCUCAGACCGCCGGAUCCUGGAGGCACAGGGUGCGGCGUCGCCCCAUGAGUGUCGCUCUCGGCUGGCGGGGGUCCGCCAGAGCGUGCGCGGCAUCGGGGACGAGGCGUCGGAGGUGGACCGCGCCCUGGGGGCGGCUCGGGUGUCACUGGCCCAGAACGGUGUGCCGCUGUCCUGCGAGGAGCUGGUGGCGGCCAUGGUGCAGAAGCUGGAGGAGGCCGACGCCCAUUCAGCCCAGGAGCUGCGUGGCCCCCAAGGGGAGCGAGAGACCCAUGCUCUGCAGCCCAGGAAGACGGCCCUGCAGGGGGCGCUGUGGGGCAUCCAGGAUGCAGCGGGGAGGGAGCCUCUGCCAGAGCUCACCCUGCCUGCUGUGCAGCAGAGGAUGCGUGCAUUGACCAACCUGGAGACCCAACUGUCUAAGCACCGGCUAGAUAUCCGCAGCCUGCAGGUCAUGUUCGCACAGCUGAGCCCUGAAGAGGGGGGCAGUGCAGUCGAGGAGCUGGAGAAGCAGUGGAAGGAGGCACACCGAGCUGUGGCUGACCACAAAGCCCACUGUCAGGCGCUUACUCAGCUGAUGAAGAAAUUCCAGAGCUGUCGCAGUGGGCUUGAUGGUGCCCUGCAGAGUGCCGAACAGGCUGUGAGUGAGCGUGCGUCCUACAUGGGCAAGGAGAACCUGCACCGCUGCAUCGCCAGGGUCCAGGGGGUGCGGCAGACACUGAGUGGCCUCGGCGAGGGGCUCCAGGAGUUGCGGGGGCUGUGCAGGCAGCUGCAGUCUCAGCUGCGGAUGAUGCCGGCAUGCGCGGAGGUGCCCUUCGAGGCUGAGGUGGACACACUGGUGGACCGCUGGCUGGAUGUGACGGAGAAGACGGACAUCCACUUGGACGGCCUGCAGACGGGGCUGGCGCUGUGGGAGAAGCUGCAGGAGCUGGGCGGGGAGGUGCAUAGCUGGACUGAGAGUCGAUUGGCCGCGGUCACUGGGGGGAGCCGCUUCCAGGGCCAGCAGGAGGUCGCCGCCCUGCUGGAGGAAAUCCAGGUCCAGGAGGAGAAGCUCGAGCACCUCCACAGGAGAUCCUUCGAGAUAAUGGAGCUCCUGCAGAGCUCAGAGACGCCCCUAGAGCUGCAGGUGCUGGAGACCCAGCUGAGGAAGAGGAUGACGCAGGUGAAGGAGCUCUUCUCCUCCAGCUGCGACACCCUGCAGAGUUUAGCGGAGUGUCGCACUCCCUCUCUCACGGUCCCGUCUUCUCUGCACGCGCUCAGUGUGCCCCCACAGACCCCCCCCCAGAUCCAGGUGCCGGAGGGGCAGACUGACGUCCCUCUGCAGGAGGUCUCCCUCACAGCCAGCACCACUCACUCUCCUGCUCCGGACAGACCCAAGGCCGAAGGGCUCCAGCUCAUUGGCCGUGUUCUUCCCACCCACCAGCUGAUUGGUCAGAAGAGGCAGCAGGUAGAGGGAGGUCUUCUCGAAACAGCCAAAGAUCAGACAUUUCACAUGCAUCUCCAAGACUCCCGUGAUGCAACAAAGGGACAACUGUCUGCACCACCUGCAGACAAAGGAGGGGAAACUGCAUCCCUUGCAGGAAGAGUGGAUCCGGGCUUGACAGGAAAGAAACUUCUGAUGAACCGUGAGACAGACAACAACUUUGACAAGGAGGAGCAAUGGGAGCGACGUGGGGGUGACCUGGUAACAGGGCCGGCAGAGGCGGAGUCGGGGUCGGGGGCGGAGUCAGCCAGUCAGCCCACCAUGACGGAGCUGCUGAUGGACUGUUUGCAGCUUGAGAGUCAGGAACCCAGCAGCAGCAUCAGAAGGAGAAGCCCGCUGUGGAACGCUAUGGUCAUAGAUACGUCACCCGGGAACCAGGAGAACCACCUGAACCUGAGCCGUGUGGCAUUCAGGAUACUGUGCUGUCAGAACCAGCCUGUCCAUAUCAGCACUGCAGCUAUGGUCCAACAAGUGGAUGAGGCUAAGGCCUGUCGGCAGUGGGUGCUGGAGAAGCUUGACGCUCUGCCUAGUGCAGGCGUCGCCCUCGAGACGGUGCGUCCGACAGAAGGGCAGUGGAAAGCCGUCCUGCAGGAUGCCAGUGCUGCUGUGCAGAUGAAGGAGGCCCAGAUGCAGCUUGUCAGCCAAUAUGAACAGAAGAGUCAGACUGCUGAAGCAGCACUGGCCAAGCUGAAGGUGGAUCUGAGGGCCGCGUGCAGUGACACUAUGGAAAGCAUGACACUCCAGGAGGAACGGCUACGAGGCUUUCUGCAGAACCUGGAGCAGGAGAGCACCACGAUGGGAGCCGUGCUGCAGGUGUUUUCUGAGGUGUCACCCGUCCUGGAUGAGGUGGAACGGACAGGGACCCUCAUUCGGCUGGAGGACCUGCAGGGACAUUGGUGGACACUUCAGAGGGUAGCUGAGAGGGCCUUGUACCAUGCCACAGCCUGUGUCCAGGAGUCUGCCAAUCUGCUCCAGGAAGCUCAGGACCUUCGCAAGCAGCUGAAAGCUCUGCAAGCAUCUGAGCUCUUUCAGUCUCAGAGUGGAAGCUGUGCUUCAGUACAACUAGUGAUAUUUGGUGCCACUUUAGCAGCCAUUGACUAUCAGUAUGACAACCUGAAUCAGCUCUUUGAGGCUCUUAACCAGAAUUUAGCUGGAGAGACGGAGAGGAAGGAUAUUAGACUAGCCCUCCAGAGCUUGAAGGAGGAACUGGAUCUUGUUAAAACACAAAUGCCAGAGAUAUCCAUCAGUGUUAUUCCUGAUGCUUUAAGUAAGAUUAUGAAGGUGAUGCAGGACCACCUCACAUGGGCAAAGCAAAUGGAGAUCAAAAUCACAGAGAAAAAGAGGAAGUUGGAUCUUUUCCCAGAGAAAGUUCACUGCCACAUUUUUGAGCUAAAGAAGCUAAAGUGUGAGAUCCAAAGUAAACAAAUCCAGCUAGAAUCUCUGCUGGAAGAAGUGAAGGAACUGACGCCCGUCCUGGAUAAGACGGAACUUCCCCCAUUGCUUUCCUUAGCGGACACCUUAAAAGACUUGACGAAGUCAGCAGUGGAUAAUUCAGGUCGAGCUUUACUGGACGUAAAGCUGAGUUUGCAGAUGAAAGAGAAGUUAUUUGAGCAAAUUGCUAAUGUAGAUGCCUGGGUUGCAAAGCAUGUAGAAAAGGAAAUGACCAGUUGGGGCAGCCAACCAGACAGCGAACCUGGCAUUGCCAGUAGACUCCGGCAUCGAAUGGCAGAACUGAAAGAGGCAGAGAAACAUUCAGCCGUCAUCAUGACUCUGCUAAAUAAGGCUGGAGAAAUGGCACCACAGCUCAGCCUUGCUGAUAGGUGCAAGUUACACAACCUACUCAUAGACCUCCAAGGUGCCAUUCAUGGAAUCAUCACCUCGGAGAGGAAAGGCUGUCGGGAGCUGGAAGAGCUGCGCCAAGCAAGGGUUUCCUCACUGGAGACAUUGGCAUCCAUUGAGGCAGGACUAAGACAGAUAGACUUAGACCUAACUAAGCACAAAUUUCCUGUAACUAAAGAUUCUCUCACUAUUUUGGAGCAUUACAGAUACUUACUGCUAAAGCACAGAUGGCAAGUGGACCGGCUGCAUCACUUCAAGGGGGAUAAGAGGAGGGAGCUGCAGCGUGUGAUGGUGGAUUUACAGAAGAAAAUGAACAGUCUUGGUCUUCAGGCUGAGGCACACGGCAAGUAUUUGAGCUCCAAGAAACAGAUGGAAGACUGGAAGCAGAACCUGGAGAAACAGGCACUGCAACUGAAGGAUGAAAAAAUCAACAAGGUGGAAAGGUUUAGAAGCUGCCACAUUCUCUCAGUGCAAUUUCCCCUGACUAAGAACAUCUGUCAGGAGGUGACUCAUCAACUGAACAACAUCUCUCAAGACCUGUACCCAUCCCAGCUGAACUCAGAGAGGCAGAAGAUCCGGCACGCAGUGCAGGGUCUGGACUCAUGGGAAAUGACCAUCCACAAUGACUUGAAGAUUCUGGAGAGUGCCCUGCUUGAAGGAAAAUGUUAUUUUGCUGAGCUCCAUGCCAUGUUGGACUUUCUCAGAGGUACCCAACACAAGCUAGAUCAUGCCUUGCCAGUGAGCCCAGAUGAGCAAGCUAUUGACAGGGAGCUUCUGUGGUGUUUGAGCAUUGAGAAGAGGGCAGAGUCUGGAAGGCGAGUACUGCAGACUCUGAAAUACAGAAUAGGAACCAGGCAGAAGGAGCUGGAGAGCAAGCAUAGCGAGCUGACAGACUUAAUCGAGAAGGUCCUGAAAGAAUCUCAGUUGCGCACAGGGAGCCUAUGCCAGGCGAAGGAGGCCUUGAGGGGUUACUGUGCAGCCGUGCGUGGGACUGCUGCCUUUUUUCAGGAUGCUGAAUCUAAGCUCCUGCCCGUUCUGAGUGAGGCCUCAGGCUGUGCAGAGGAGCUGCAGUACCUUACAGCAGCCUUGGCCUCCUUGACUCAGGGCUUCGAUCAUCACCUCAGCCGGCUGCAGGAACUUUUACCUCUUCGGACGUGCCUGUCCGUCUCUCAGGUGGAGCAGAUCCAUAAGUGCGUUCUGAGCCAGCUGCUGGUCACACUGGCCACACUUCAGGCACAGGCUCAGCUCCACCACGAAGCCCUGCAGAGCUGUGCAAAGAGGCAGGACUUCUACAGAAAGUCACUCGACGAUAUGUGCCACCACGUUCAGCACCUUGAGACGAGCCUGUCAGAGUGUGUGUCUCAUAAAGUCACAUCUCUCCGGGAAUGUUCAGAACUACAGGAAAAGCUAAACGCCCUGGAGCGGGAGGCGGAGUCUCACGUGAGCCGGCUGGCGGACCUGUGGGUGCGUUGUCCCAAACCGGGUUGUGGCUCGAAGGACGAGGCAGAACCAGUCACUCUCCGGAGGCGCUUGGCCGGGCUCCACCGCUCUGCUCGUUACCUCGGAGGCUGCUGGGAGCGAAGAGCAGCUGAGUGGAAAGACGUGGCUCUGAGUAUGGAAAGAGCCCAAAAGGUACUAGAGCAGCUUGAGGAUGAGAUACCGCCCAGCCCCAGAGAGGGCGCUCUUCAGGAGGAGCUGCAGAACCUGCUGCCUGACACAGAGACGUACCUGCAGCGCCUUAACAACGAGCUGUGCGUCCUGGCCUCCAUGGAGAUGCGGCUUCCCCGACCUCUGGGUGACCCUGCCAAAAAGGAACAGGACACACCCAGCCAGUUCUCUGAGGACCUGCAGGCCAUCAGGGAAUGCUACAGAAAGCUGACGGAGAAGAGCAUGCUGGGAAGGCAGGCCGCAUCCGCGGAGCUGCACGACCGGGAGCAGGUCCGGGAGGAGAUCUACGGCAUGCGGGAGCGACUGAGAGUCGCCUCCUGCCGCUUGUCCGGCCUGGAGCAUUUCGCAUGCCAGAGCCGUCUGCAGGAGGUGCGUCUCGAGCUCAGCUCCCAGAGGGCCGUGCUUCAGGGCAUCAUGGAGGGCCUCAGGGUGAAGUAUCCCAGCAGCUUCCCUUUGGUGCCCAUGGAGGUGCAGAAGCCCCUGCAAGAUGUCACUCACCUGCUGGAAGAGCUGGAGGAAAAGCUGGCAGAGACAGCGGAGAUGAUCAGCCCUGUGCGGCGGCUGGGUGUCGGUGUAACCCAGGUGACAGGCGGCUUGCGGCAGGUCAUGUCCCUGCUGGAGCAGAAGAGUUCCACGGUGGUGGAGGCAGAGUACCUUCAGAAGCGCGUGUGGGACGAGCUGGACCGCUGGCACAAUCAGCUGGCAGCUCUGGAGUCCGAGGUGGUCGACAUGAGUCAGGAUCAGCCAGAACAGGCCCACGAUCUGAUGGACCAGCUGACGGAGCCUCUCCAGCUGUACCAGAAAGUGGCCAAGCAGGCAGAGCAGAGGACGGCAUUCCUCAGCAAGAUUCCGGCUUGCCUACAGGAGUAUGAUGAGAUCAUGGCCAGCUCCAACUCCUGGUUGAGGGAGGCCAAUGGCUGGCUGAAGACCCCCUGCACCUACACCUCUGCCAGAUCCCUCAGCAGCCACGUUCAUACUCUCCAGGUGCUUCUGGAAGACUCUGAGCAGAUGAGGGCGACCUUACAGGCAUUUACGCCCUUUCUAAAAGAGAUCUCCACUGUGUGCAACACGAUGACCCUAGAGCAGCGACUGAGCCAGGCUGAUGAGCAUGUUGCUUCCAUGCAGCAAAGCAUUGUGGGUCCGCUGACCCAGCUCCAGAACACCGCUGCAGAAGUGGAUGCCAUUGAAACAGAAGUGAAGGUUAUGGAAAAAAAUGUAACCAAAAUCAGGGCCAUCCUGUCAUCCCUGGACUCUGAAUCAGUGUCUCCAGAGGAGCACAUGCGAGACUGGCAGGUGAUUCUGGACAACAUCCAGGCAAUGAAGAGGACAAUAACCGAGAUCCAAAACUGUAAACCUGCCCUGGGCCUGCCCAGGGAAGCAGAGGAGACUCUGGAUGUCUUCCAGAGAGCUCAGGACCUUCUGCCACCUAUACAAAACCUGGAGCAGGAGACCGUUGCACAGAUCGCGACAAUAAAGGAGAAGGUGUGGGAGACAUCUCUAUCUGAGGAGGAAGAGGAGAGCAGCUCCCACUCAUCUUCCUCUGACACGCUCUUAGGGAGUGUGUCUGAGAGUCCCGAUGACACAGCUGAAGAGCCCACCUUCCCUGCAGAGGGUGCCAUGGGAGCUGCGGGGGGAGGUGGGGCCCUGCACGGGGACUUGGCUGUUGGGGCAGCUUGCGGUGGAGCUGCCUUUGGAGACGACCUUAAUGUGGGGGUCCUGGAAACCCCUGAACCCCAUCUAAUACCUGCCACCAAGAGUGCAAUUGGUUGGCAAGAGGGGGACACACUUCCAGAGCCAAUAAGAAAGCAGAUCUUUGACCCACAUGACAAGGACAUGCUCAGAUGCAGCACUCCCAGUUCAGAGACACUGAAGGAUGACCGUCAGGCUGAAGUCGGGGGAGAUGUUCCUGUUCCCCCAUUGUCAGUGUCGGUAUCACUGGAAACUGACUAUGAUUCACAACUGAGUACAACCAUUCCACAGGAGAAUGCCUCUGUGUCUCAAGAGGCUCUGUCACUGCUGUACAAGAGGAAUGCAUCUCUGCCUGAAGAGACUAAAUCAGUAACACAGGACACUGUGUCAGUCCCAGUUUGUGUUGUGUCAAUUUUUGAAGAGACUAUGUCAAUAACACAGGAGACUGUGUCAGUUCCCCAGAUGGAUGUGACAUCUCCUGAAAAGACUAUAUUAGUAGCACAGGACACCGUGUCUCUUCUGCAGAAGCAUGCGUCAGCUCCUGCAGAGACUGUAUCAGUCAUGCCUGACACUAUGUCAUUUCCCAAGAGUGAUGUGUCAAGUACCAAAGACAUUAUAUUUGUAACACAGGACACCAUGUCAGUUCAGCAGAAGGAUGUGUCCGCUCCUGCAGAGACUAUAUCAAUAACACAGGAGACUGUGUCAGUUCACCAGAAGGAUGUGUCAUUUCGCCAGAAGGAUGUGUCAGUACCUGCAGAAACUAAAUCAAUAACGCAUGAUGCUCUGUCAGUUUCAAAUAGGGACAUGUCAGCUCCCAAAGAUUCUACAUCAAUAACACGGGAGACGGUGUCAGUUCCCAAGAGGGAUGUGUCAGCUCCCAAAGAGACUGUAUCCGCAGCACAAGAAAUUAGAAAGAAGUCAAUUCCCCAGAAGGAUGUGUUAGCUCCUGAAAAGUCUAUAUCAGUAGCACUGGACACCAUGUCAGUUCUCCAGAAGGAUGUGUCAACUCCUGCAGAGACUAUAUCAGUAAUGCAUGGCACUCUAUCAGUUUCCAAGAGCGAUGUGCCAACUACCAAGGUGACGAUAUGUGUAACACAGGAGACUGUUUCAGUUCCCAAAUCGGAUGUGUCAGCUCCCAAAGACACUACAUCAGUGACAGAGGAGACUGUGUCAGUUCCCCAGAGGGAUGUGUCAGCUUCCAAAGAGACUACAUCAAUAACACCAAAGACUGUGUCAGUUCGCCAAAAGGAUGUAUCAGUUCCUCCAGAAACUGUAUCAGAAACGCAUGGCACUCUGUCAACUGCCAAGAGGGAUAUGUCAACUCCUAAAGAGACUAUAUCAGUGACAGAGGAGACAAUGUCAGUUCCCAAGAGGGUUGUUUCAGCUACCAAAGAGACUACAUCAGUGACAUUGGAGAUGGUGUCAGUUCCCAAGAGGGAUGUGUCAGCUCCCAAAGAGACUAUUCCAAAAACACAGGAGACUGUGUCAGCUCCCAAGAAGGAUGUGUCAGCUACCAAAGAGACUACAUCACUAACACAGGAGUCUGUGUCAGUUCCCUAUAUGAAUGUGUCAACUCCCAAAGAGACUACAUCAGUAACACAGGAGACAGAGUCAGUCUCAAAGAGGGAUGUGUCAGCUCCCAAGGAGACUAUAUCUGUAAUACAGGACACCAUGUCAGUUCUCCAGAAUGAUUUUUCAGAUCCAGUAGAGAAUAUAUCAGUAACGAGUGACAGUGUGUCACUUCCCAAAAGGGAUGUGCCGGCUACCAAAGACACUCCAUCAGUAAUACAGGAUAUUGUGUCAGUUACCAAAGAGACUACAUCAGUAACACAGGAGACUGUGUUAGGUCCCCAAGGGGAUGUGUCAGUAACACAUGACACCCUGUCAAUUGCCAAGAAGGAUGUGUUCACUACCAAAGAGACUAUAUCAGAAACAAAGGAGACUGUGUCAGUUCCCAAGAAGGAUGUGUCAGCUCCCAAAGACACUCUGUCAGUGACACAUGAGACUAUGAAAUUUCCCCAGAGGGAUGUAUUAGGUAUUAGGUCCUCAGUUCCCCACAAGGAUGUGUCUGUGCCUUUGCAGACUGUGCCACUAGUGCAGGGGGAUGUGGUCAUUCCCCUAGAGCCAUUGGCAGUGCCCCCCAUGCAUGUGCCAGUUUCUGGUGGCCCCUGGGUUGACCAGGGCCUCCAGUCAUUAUGUGAGCUAACCACUCAGGUUAGGGCUUGGCUGGAAAGAGCACAUCAGAGUCUCAGUGAUAUGCUUCCAGGGGCACCAAUGCCAGGUGGCAUAGAGGAGCAGCUACUCACCUGUCAGGGAGCAUGUGAGGAAAUGGAGAAAAAUGUAUCCAGUUUGUACAGCCUGAGUCCACAGGAUGUUGCUGAAACACAUGGAUGGACCGUUACACUCUUGUCAACCCUAGACCAACUCAAGAUCAGCUUGCUCCCAUUAUUGCCGCUGUCAGAACAUUGGAGCCAGGAUCAGAGUGACUUUCAGUGUGGAGUAUUAGCCCAAGAGGGAGGGCUGGAGCACACUGUCAGCAAUCCAGAGCUCCUGACCACUCUGAAGAUUCAAUCCAUCCAGCAGGAGAAGGAGCUCCAGCUUGAAUUGAAAGAGCAGAGAGAUCUGGCUGCGGCGUUACUGCAUUACAGCAGCCAGGGGUGGCUGCAAAGAGCCACAAAGGAGUACAAGGCUCAACUGCUGACCAGAUCUUCUACUGGGACUGAAGGGGAUGCGACGGCUCAGAGGCGAAGGCCCCAGGUCCAUGAGCAGCUGGAGGCUACACUGACUGCCCUGGAUGGGAUUGGAAGCACAUGGCAGGAGGGCCUGGCGUCUGGAAAGGCGGUGCAGCCUGUGACCUGGAGCAUGCCCGCCAUACUGAGACAGGAGGCCGUCCAGCUGGAGGACUUGCUGAACACUGCCUGUACCUCCCUGCAAAGCCAGCAGGGGGGGCUGCAGGAGCAGCUCGAACAGCAGCUGCAGUAUGAGCAGAGACUCCAUGGACUGACCAGCUUGGUGGAACUGGGCUGGGAGAGACUCAUCCGCAGUCAGCAUGUGCAGCUGCGCAGUCAGGACGAGCUGCAGGCUGUCUUAAGCAGCCACAAGACAUUCUUCCAGAAGCUGGCGUGCCACUUGGCAAUGGUGCGGCAGCUCUCGCAGACGCAGGCGGGAGCGCAGACGCGAGCGCAGGCGGCGCUGGAGCAGGAUGCUCGCACUCUCCAGCAGAGGGCAGUGCAGCAGGGAGUGUGGCUACAGGACGGCUUGCAGGCUUGGUCUCAGUGGCAGGAGAGUUGUGGCUGGAUAGCAAAACUAUUGAAUGACCUGGAGGCCAGGAUGCCUUCGAGUACAGGGCCAGGAAAGGAGGAACAGGAGGAGCAGCUGCAGCAGACACUUUGCAUCUGUGAGCAGGUGAGCAGGGCCCUGGAGGAGAGCCGGGCACCGCUGGGGGCUGCCGUGGAGCAGGGCCAGGUGCUGCAGGCUGGGGGGUUCGCCAGCACCGUGGGGGCUGCGCUGCGCGAGCUGCAGAGCCGCUGGAACGCCGUACGCCGCUGCGCAGAGCGGGAGCAGCUGCGGGUCUCUGCCUUCACGCAUCUGUGGGCCAGGUUCUGCAGUGACUCAGUGGCGCUGGGUGAUUGGCUGGGCAGGGCGCGGGAGCAGCUGCAGUCCUGGAGGAGGCGCUGUGACGCCACGCCCCGUCAGCAGGAGCACGACCGCCGGCAGCUCGCCAACUUUCUGGACUUCACCAAGGAGGUGGAGGCCCGGUCUUUGCUGAAGGCCUCUGUGAUCAGCACGGGUGAACAGCUGCUGCAGCUGAAGAGGUGCGGGGACACGGGCACCCUGCGGGAACAGCUGACACAGCUGGAGCAGGGCUGGGCCGAGAUCCUGUCCACUCUGCCUUCUGUCCAAGAGCGGCUGCACCAGCAGUUGAUGGAGAAGCUGCAACCUUCGGAGGCCAUGACAGAGCUGGGAGUCUGGAUGGAUGCAAUGGAGAAGAGGCUGAAAGAAGAUCAUCAGGAGAUCCGUCAGGCCAGCAGUGCUGCAGGGCUUCAGCCGCUGCUGCAGAGACACAAGGAGUAUCAGGUUGAGAUGGCAUGUCACCAGCUUACGGUCGACACGCUCAACCAGUCAGUGUUACAGUCCAGUGGCACUGACCUUCCAGCCUCAAGAUAUGAACACGCGCUGCAUGCUGAGAAGCUUGGCGCCCUGAACUUGCGCUGGCUCCACCUGAAGGGGGCGCUGUGUAGUCAGGUCCAGCAAUUGGAGAAGGACCUCCAGACCUGCCUGGCCAGAGACGAGAGGCUGCGGGUCCUGGGCAGAGGCCUGUCCAGGCAGAAGGAGAAGCUGAGCCAGGCGGAGAGGCCUGCCAGUCGCUGGCAGGCCAGGGAGGCGCUGCAGGAGUGUGGGGACACAGAGGAGAAGCUGAAAGAUACGGACACCCAGCUUCAGGAGCUGAGAGAAGCCUGCCUGAGCGAUACAGACGGGGAGCUGCGUCCCGACUGCGCAUGCAGCGGGCAGCUGGACACGCUCAGCAGGGACUGCGCAGAUCUGCAUCAGCAGGUCACUGCUCUCCGCCCAAGGCUGCAGUGGGCCCUGGAUCUCUGGGGCCUGGUAACGAAGGGGCUAGCAGAGGUAGCACUCCACACCACCAAGAGCCAGUACACUCUGGAGCAGGGCACUCACGCCCAGUUCUCCCAGCAUGCACUGCAGGACCACGUGGAUGAGCUACAGCUCCUGCAGGUCGAGGCAGGGGGCGCCGAAGAGAAAUGGGAGGCUUUAAACCAGAACUUCUGCAACCUGAGGGACGUUAUCAGUCCUGCUGCAGCUCAGCUCUUAUCAGAGCAGAUAGAGAAGCAGGAAGCUCGCAGGGCAGCAGUCAGCCAGGAGGUGGGCGGCGCUCUGCCUCGGGCCCAGGAGCUGCUGGGCCUCUGGAGAAGGUACAGCAGGGCCUUCAUGAGCUGCUGGCAGAGUCUGCAGGUCCACCAGGAACAGGCCAGCUUCCUGCUGGCAGCCAGGCCUGGAAGUCAGCACACUGCUGAGCAAGUCGUAAAACGACUGGAAGCCAGUAAGAUGCAGCAGCAGAGUCUGCAGGUCUUGCAGAGAAGCAUGGAGGAAGUGAUGGAAGCUAGCAAACAUCUCACUGGCCACAUGAAUGUCCCAGCAGCCAUCUUUAUCCAAUCAGAGGGUUGGAUGUUGUCAUGUGAACUCCUCAAGCUAAGGGAGGCACUCGCAAGGAGAGAGGGACACCUACAGGAGGAGCUGGAGGAGCUGCAGAAGUUCACCAGCAGUCUGGCCUCCCUGGAGCUGCACCUCUGCUCCUGCCAGAGCAGCCUGGCCGGCGGCGCAGACUCUGCCCCCCAGAGCGUCCUGCAGGACCUGGGCUCCUUAGGACCUGAGCUGGAGGCCCUGAACUGGAGGGGUGACAUGCUGCCCCAGGGGGACCCUGCUGGUGACAGACUUCAAGCCCUCAACAGGCAGUGGGCUGUGACCUUCACACAGGUGGCACAGGCGUACAGUGAGCUGCAGCAGGGCGCCGUGGGUCAGCAGAGCUUCCAGGUUCUCUGCCAGUGCUGGACAGCCUUCCUGCAGAGCAUGGAGGACAGUCUGGCCAGGGAGGAGCCCCACUGCUCCCCCUCCCUGCGAGAGCAACUCGCCGUGCUCCAGAAGCUGCGGGUGGAGCUUCCCAGGGGAGACCAGCUUCUGUGGUCCAUCCUUCAGGAGGGACAGUGUCUGCUGGAGAGCCUGGAGGUCGAGCCCAGGCGUGACCUCACUCUCCAGCUGACGCACAUGAGGGAGCGCUGGCACUCUGUGCUGGUAAGGGUGCAGCAGCAUGGAUCCCUGCUGAGGGCCUUAGUGAGGUACUGGCAGCUCUACAUACACGGCACGAAUGAACUGAGGACACUGCUGAGCCAGACUGACUCGCUCCUGCCCCCUGCUGGCCCCGCCCACUGCAGUCUGCGCGAGCUCCGACGGUCCCUGCAAGACCUAAAGCAUGCUGAGGACCACAUGGGCCGCCGCCAUACUGUCUACAGGCAGACCAUGCAGAUUGGCUGGCAGCUAUGCUCUGCGUCUGAUGCACAGACCCAGGCGCAGCUGCAGACGGAGCUGCGGCUGCUGCAGGAGGACUGGGAGCGCACGGAGAGCCUGCUGGGAAAGCGCAGGGCCCUCACAGAGGCCAUCCUGCAGAACUGGGAACGCUACAAGGCCAGGCUAGCCGAUAGCGGAGAGCGGCUGGAGGAGGUGAGGAACAGACUGAAACAGCCGCUGCCUGAAUGUCUGGAGGAGAUCCGGCUCACAGAGAAGAUCAUCAAGGAGCUGGAGGAAGCUCUGCAGCACUGGGCCCACGGCCUGACGGAGCUGGCGGCCAUGAAGACUGAGCUGUCCCAGUACGUGGUGGCCAGAGACGGGCCCCCCCCUGGCGGGGCAGCCGAGGACCUGCAGCUCCAGUGGGAGGAGCUCUGUGCGAAGGUUUCUCUGCGCAAGCAAGAGAUUGCAGAUCGUCUGAGCGCCUGGGUGAUCUUCAACAAGAAGAACAAGGAGCUCUGCGAGUGGCUGUCGCAAAUGGAGAGCAAAGUGACACACAGGGCCGACAUUAGUAUGGAUGACAUGAUGGAGAAGCUGAAGAAGGACUUCAUGGAGGAGAUCAACCUUUUCAGUGAGAACAAGACCCAUCUGAACAGGCUGGGUGAGCAGCUUCUCAGCGCCAGCGACCAGACCCGGGGCGCUGAGGUCAGCGACAAAAUGGCCGAUGUGAAUGCACGCUGGCAGCGCCUGUUUGACCACAUCGAGGCCAGGGUGCGGCAGCUGAAGGAGACGCUGAGUGCAGUGCGGCAGCUGGACAUGGACAUGAAUCACCUGCGAGUCUGGCUCUCCCACACAGAGGCCACACUGGCCACACCGGUGACAUACAGCAUCUGCCACCAAGACGAGAUCCAGGGGAAGCUGGCUGAGCAGCAGAACCUUCAGCGAGACAUAGAGCAGCAUGCCGAGGGCGUGGCCUCCGUGCUGACGGCGUGCGAGGGCCUGCUUGGGGACAGCGAAGGCUGCGGCACCGAGACAGAGCGCAGGUCCCUCCAGGAGGUAGCACGGUGUCUGGAGCAGCGCUGGAGGAACAUCUGCACCCUGUCCCUGGAGAGGAGGGCAAAGAUUGACGACACGUGGCAGCUCUGGUGCAGCUUCCUUGACGAUCAUUCGCACUUUGACGACUGGCUGAAGGCCGCUGAGCACAUCGCGGCCGACCCCAAGUCCGUCGACGUCCCUUACGCAAACGCCAAGGAGGAGCUCAAGAAGUUUGAGGCCCUCCAGAGACAGGUCCAAGAAAGACUGGCCCAGCUGGAGAGGCUCAACAAGCAGCACCGUCAGCUGGCCCAGGAGCAGCGCACUGAUUCAGCGGGCCAGCUGAGAUGCACGGCCUGGGAGGUGAACCGGCGCUGGGACGAGCUGGAAAGCCGUGUGGCAGCCAUCCUGCGCAGGCUGAGGCACUUUACAUGCCAGCGGGAGGAGUUUGAGGGCAUACGGGAGGGGCUUCUGGUGUGGCUUACCGAGAUGGACCUGCAGCUGACCACCGUGGAGCACUUCAGUGACAGCGACGUCCAGGACAAGAUGAGGCAGCUCAAUGACUUCCAACAGGAGAUCACCCUGAACACCUCUAAGAUCGACCAGCUGAUCGUGUUCGGAGAGAACCUGAUCCAGAAGAGCGCUGCGCCGGAUGCCGUGACUAUCGAGAAUGAGCUGGAGGAGCUGCAUUCCUACUGCCAGGAGGUGUUCGGUCGAGUGGGCCGCUUCCAUCAGCGUCUCACUAGCCCCCAGCAGGUCAGACAGGAGCAGCAGCAUCAGCAGGAGGACCUGGAGGAGGAGACGCGGCCUGCCCGGGGGGGGGGUCUGCUCUCUAUAUCCCAGGAGCGCUCAGACAGGGACACACCCAUCAGCGUGGAAUCCAUUCCCCUGGAGUGGGAUCACGCUGUUGAUGUGGGGCCACAUCAGAGGAAAGAGGAGGAGGAAGAGGAGGAGGCGACCUUCUAUAGCGCUCUGUCUGGGAGGUCUGUGACAGAAGCCAGCUGGCACACCCCAGAACACACGGAGACGGGCGGACCAUAUCCAGACAUCAGCCACACUCAGCCCUCUGGGCCCUUGGAUACCAGUAUACCCUUUAAAGAAGGCUAUGUGGACUUGAUGUCGGAGUGCAGUGGCACUGUGGCAAGCGUGGAAAGGGUAUCGCUGAUCCUGAACAGCCCCGAGCAUCCAGACGACGUGGGGCUCACUGGCAUAAGUGCUGCAGACAAGCAGUCGGGAGUGAUCAAACGCUGGGAGCUGCUGCAGGCGCAGGCAAGGGGCGUCGAAUUAGAGGCUGGCCACGACCUGAGGGGGCAGCAGCAGCUGACCUCUGACCUGGAGAGCGUGGCUGCUUGGCUCGGCCAGGUGCAGUGCGAGCUGGAGCGGCUGAAGAGGAGCAAGCCAUCCGCCAGCGUGCAGGACAUGGAAGCUCACGUCAGGCAGCUGAAGGAAAUGCAGAGCACCUUCGCCAGCUACAAAACAAUGAUUAUUUCGGCCAACCUGAGGGCGCGGGAGCUCCAGCAGAGCGAGCCUGUGGCACCCCAUGGCCUGCAGGAGGCGCUGUGUAGCGUGAACCAGGGCUGGAAGGAGGCCUGCGCCAGCCUGGAGGCCUGGGAGGCGGAUCUGCGCAGUGCCCUGCUGUGGUGUCAGGAAUUCCACGCGGCGCUGCACUCCCUGCUGCUGUGGCUGGCUCAUGCCGAGAGCCGACGCUUCCCAGUGGACAUUCAGGACCCAGACCUGAGCCAAACGGCCCUCUUGGAGCAGCAGGCCAAUCUCAGGGGCUUGGAGGGGGAGCUCCUCAGCCGCCGGCAGCAGGUGGAGUCCCUGCAGGAGAUCUCAUCCCAGCUGCUGCCGGAGGCGGCCAUGGCUGAGGAGGAGUACGCAGAGGCCCGGGACAAAGUGCACAUCGUGAGCAGGAAGCUGCACGCUCUGCUGCAGCAUGUGGAUGAUGAUCUGCACGUGCUGCAGGAGCGCCUGGUCUCCUGUCCUCCUCCUGAACCGGCAGCUGAUGUCCCAGGCGAGCAGGGAGAGGAACAGGGGGGCGAGCUGGCAGCUGAAGGGACCCCCCCGGAGGCGACCAGGGGUCAGGCACGUGACCAGUCGCCGCCGCGGUCCUUCUUCCAGCGAGUGCUGCGUGCCGCCUUCCCCCUGCACGUGCUCUUCCUCCUGCUGCUGGUGCUGGCCUGCCUGGUGCCCCUUUCCGAGGACGACUACCGCUGCACUCUCUCCAACAACUUUGCCCGCUCCUUCCAUCCAAUGCUCCGCUACACUAACGGGCCACCCCCAACAUAAGCCCCUCCCCAUCAUAGUCCCACCCCCAUCAUAAGCCCCUCCCCAUCAU
Paramormyrops kingsleyae is the source of this 18137-nucleotide messenger RNA. The record is from RefSeq and is a predicted model, not a curated record. NCBI's taxonomy places the organism in Eukaryota, Metazoa, Chordata, Actinopteri, Osteoglossiformes, Mormyridae.